AUGCAGACGAAAGAUGUUGGCAGCUCCGACAAAGCGCUCGCCUCGGCAGGAGUCGAUGUUCAAGCAGCCCACAAAGACAAGGCUUUAGCGUUACUCGCAAAAGUCGAUAUUGAAUUUGAUCCUAGUUCAGAAACUGCGAAACGCGUCCUCAGAAAGAUCGACAGCAGAAUUUUGCCAUUGGUAUAUAGUAUUUACAUCUUCAUGUUGAUUGACAAGAACAGCAUGUCUUAUGCAGCUAUCAUGGGAAUUAGGACCGACUGCAACCUCACCGAUAGCCAGUAUUCCUGGCUCGGCUCUCUUGUCUAUUUUGGCUACCUCGCUGGCGAUAUUCCAUCAAUGUGGUUCAUGCAGAACUAUCCUCUUGCUAAAGUGUUUGCGAGUGUCAUCAUACUCUGGGGUGUUGUGCAUGCCUUACAUGCCGCAGCUGUCGACUUUGCGAGCCUUGGCGUCCUUCGAUUUUUCCUAGGAUUUUUCGAGGUUUAUACAGCGCCCGCUAUUAUCAUCAUCUUCGGUGCCUGGUACACCAAGAAAGAACAAGUUUCCCGUUUGACGAUCUGGUACACCUGCUACGGAUCCUCCAACAUUCUUAGUGGCUUACUUGGAUGGGCAAUAAAUCAGGCCGCGGGCUUUCGCUGGCAAGCCCUAUUCAUCUUCUAUGGUGUUGUUACAGUGGUCAUCGGCGCCCUCUCCUGGGUUUUUCUAGCCGCGUCACCGACGGAUGCUUGGUGGCUGACGGACGAGGAAAAGACGAUUGCGCUGGAGAGAGUCCGACACAAUAAAACCGGUACAGAGGUGUGGCGGUUCAAUCGUGCCCAGCUUAAGGAAGCAUUUCUCGACGUUCGCUUCUGGAUUAUAUUCCUGCUCGAUGUCUCACUUGGCUUACCGCUCGGCGGUGUAGCUCUCUUUGGACCCACCAUUAUUCGGAAUCUUGGAUUCAGCUCCUCAGAAUCGAUGCUUCUUAACAUGGCGCCUGGAGGAGUGUCCAUCAUAAUAGUUCUCCUUGCAUUUCCCCUGGCAAGACUCACUAAUAGAACAGUUGCUGGUGUCAGCAUCUUCAUCAUCUCAAUCAUAGGUUGCGUUAUGAUGCUUACCAUUCCCGCUGACUAUAACGCCGCUCGUUAUGGAGGCUACGUUCUUACUAUACAAUUCCCGAAUUGCGUCCCAUUUAUUGUCACGAUGAUGACAGCCGGCGUUGGCGGUACGACGAAGAAAUUCGCGUUUUCUUCUGCGUAUCAGUUGGGCUAUACCGUCGGGAACCUUAUUGGGCCACAGACCUAUCGAGCUUCAGACGCGCCAAACUAUUACGUAGGUCUGACUUCCAAAUAUGAGAAGCAACUUGCUAAGUCAUACCUUUUUGCAUCUACAGACCGCAAAGUACACGAUGCUGGCGUUUCUAGUACUUUGUGCCCUUCUGUUCGGCAGUCUGGGUUUGAUACAUAA
This is a messenger RNA of Cyphellophora europaea CBS 101466, 1440 nucleotides long. RefSeq lists its product as uncharacterized. Gene Ontology annotation, cellular component: membrane. NCBI's taxonomy places the organism in Eukaryota, Fungi, Ascomycota, Eurotiomycetes, Chaetothyriales, Cyphellophoraceae. Bases 1 to 1440 code for a protein of 479 amino acids. Gene Ontology annotation, biological process: transmembrane transport. The record is from RefSeq and is a predicted model, not a curated record. Gene Ontology annotation, molecular function: transmembrane transporter activity. The transcript has 5 exons.